This is a messenger RNA of Nicotiana tabacum (common tobacco), 1115 nucleotides long. Its product is annotated as mitochondrial arginine transporter BAC2-like. Gene Ontology annotation, molecular function: transmembrane transporter activity. The record is from RefSeq and is a predicted model, not a curated record. NCBI's taxonomy places the organism in Eukaryota, Viridiplantae, Streptophyta, Magnoliopsida, Solanales, Solanaceae. Gene Ontology annotation, biological process: transmembrane transport.
UUUCUACAAUUAUGUAAAUUAGUUUCCUUGCUAUUGCAGAAUGCCAUGGUAUUUCAGAUUUAUGCAGUGCUAUCGCGAGCAUUUGACAGGAACGUUCCAGCCAGUGACCCGCCCUCCUACAAAGGAGUAGCCUUAGGUGGAUUCGGCACAGGAGCAAUACAAAGCCUAAUGCUCACUCCUGUCGAACUUGUGAAAAUUCGACUUCAGUUGCAAAGGAGAAGUAUCCCUGACAACAAUAAUCAAAUAACUAGUUAUAGGGGUCCAACAGAUGUUGCAAGAAGCAUAUUCAAACAAGAAGGUUGGAAAGGAAUUUAUCGCGGAUUAACAAUUACAGUACUCAGAGACGCACCAGCUCAUGGCUUAUACUUUUGGACCUACGAGUAUGUGAGAGAGCAGCUUCAUCCAGGAUGUCGUAAGAAUGGCCAAGAGAGUUUUAGAACAAUGCUUAUAGCAGGUGGUCUAGCAGGAGUUGCGAGUUGGAUAAGUUGUUAUCCUGUUGAUGUUAUUAAAACCAGAUUGCAAGCUCAGUCACAAUCUACACCCUCGAGAUAUUCUGGCAUUGUUGAUUGCUUUAGGCGAAGUGUGAAACAAGAGGGAUACAGUGUGCUAUGGCGAGGAUUGGGAACUGCUGUUGCCAGAGCAUUUGUAGUGAAUGGAGCUAUAUUCACUGCCUAUGAAACUGCCUUGAGGUUCUUUUUCAGCAACAACAACAACAACAAUAAUCACGCCAACAUUGAAACUGAAAAUACAUUCUGAUACAGAAGUAGUCAUUGAGGUGUGUCGCGUCAUUAGUUUAUUCGAUCUGGUACUUAAUACUAGAUAAAAACAGGUCAAAAGUGCAUCUUGCUCGAAAAGACAACGUUAAAGAAAGAGCUACUGGAUGUGCGACGAAAGCAAGAUGAAAAUUUUAAGCAUGCUUCAGUUUCUAUAAGAGGGACUUUGGAUCUAAUCCAGUCAAAGCAGAAGCAGAUCUUCAGUUGACAGUUUGUUACAAAGAAACAAACAUAAAGCAUGAUUCUUGGCACCUUUGCCAAUGUGUCUACUUGUGCCAUUCUAUUCAUUGUAGCAAUUAUAUGGUUUAUAGCCUAAAUGGAAAUUGAAAUUGGAUUUGGUUA